AUGGCGACCACAGAGUCUGCGGCCACGCGCGCUGCCACGCAGCGUUACCUAACACUCUUCAUGGCCCGUGAUUGGGUGCACCCAUCGCAGCCACCUGCGUAUAUCGGAGCCUUCGCAGCCAUGGCCGCCGUCGACGUCGCUUCGUUCGACCACCUCUUGGCGCCACGAGCGGCGACGAGCGCCGUGCUCACGUCACGCGACCUCUUUGCCCUUCUUGCCGCCUACCAGGUCGGCGUGCCCGGUGCGACGCUGUAUCUCGGCCGUCUCUUCAAGGAGCUCACGAGCUCGGGCGCGACACUCCACGCGCGGACGCUGACGGCCUUUCUCGACGCGCUGCCAGUCUGGUUUGAGCGCCACGGCGGCGACCGCAUCGACAAGCUCCUUCCGGGGUACCGCCGCCGCCGCCUGGUGCACUACGGCCUCAUCCUUGGUAACGUCGACAUUCUCUCUUGCUUUGAGACGUGCCACGUGCUCCAGAUCACGGAGCAAGACCUUCUUCUCGCGGGCGAGCACGGGCAUCUCUCGAUCAUCCGGUUCCUGCUGCCGCGGAUCAGCGUCGUGCACGCCUCCAUGAUCAUGCACCAGGCCGUCGCCAACGGCCACCUCGACGCCGUCACUGCGCUCCAUCAAGCGGGCGGCAAGGCGUCCGAAGCAGCCUACGCCGAAGCGUGCGCGAGUGGUCACGACCCCGUCGUCCGGUUUCUUCACGACGCCGGCUACAGGUACUUUCCAGCGUCGCUGGUCGCGGACGCUGCAGCGCAUGGCCACCUCGGCAUGAUCCAGUUCCUGCACGACAUCCAGUAUCCGGACCUGGACGCCGCCGUCUCGAUCGCAGCCGACUGUGGGCACAUGGAGAUCGUCGAGUUUCUCUUUGAGCGGCGACCGUACCUCUGGUACGCCAAGCGCAGCAAAGCACCGGCCGUCUCCUCCACGGACGAGCACAAGAUGGCGCUCAACCUCCUCGUGGCGCGGGUCCUCGGCACAAGGGACCUCUUCCGCCUCGUUGUAAGCUUCCAGCGCGGCUGCGACAAGGACACGCUGGCGCUGCGUCAGCUUUUGCGCGCGAUCGACCUCACGGCCGACGACGUACUCGAAACGCUGCCGCUUGCACUCGCGCCGGUCCACGCCAUGUUUCCCGCGUGGGCGGCGGCGCGCGGCGUGGAGCACAUUGACAUGUACUUGCCGUCCAAGCUCUUCCGCCACCUCGUCUGCUACGCGCUUGUGUGCGACAACGUUUCGGCCUUGCGCGAGCUCCCAAUCGAGCUCAGCUACCACGACCUCGAGCUCGCAGGGCUCCACGGCCAUCCGAGGAUUGUCGCCUUUUUGAUCGAGACGUACGUUCAUGCACCGCACUUGCUCCGCAUUACGCUCAAGGGCGCCGUGCGCAGCGGCCACGUUGAGGCGCUCAAGCAGCUACAUGCUGCCGGCGUCGACGUUCCCGACGGCUGCUUCCAGAUAGCAUGCGAGCGAGGGCACCUUGAGGUCGUCGAGUACUUGUACGAGCACCAUCUCGGCGGCGUUGACGGCGGCGGCAAGCACAUCGUGUCGCAGACGACGAUCAACGGCCACCUGCCCGUGCUCCGGUAUCUCCACGCGCGGCGCUUUGAGGGCUUUGACAAGUUUGCGCUGCGGUACGCCGUUGAGCUCGGGCACCUCGGCAUCGUCCAGUUUUUGCACGAGAUCCACACGGAAAAGAUGUAUGGGCUCGUGUACGAUGCGGUGCCGGGCGGCCACCUCGACGUUGUCCGCUUCCUGCACCAGAACGGCUACAACCACGACGUCAAAGGGGUUCUUUGGUACGCGCUCACGAAAGGCCAGCAGGACAUUGCGCGCUACCUCCAAGAAGAAACGGCGCUCAAGAAGCGCUGGUCCCGCUUCCAAAAGCAAGUGUCCAUCAAGUUCCAUGACCUCAAGAAGGCGAUCACUCGCCGUUGA
Molecule: messenger RNA, 1935 nt
Organism: Saprolegnia diclina VS20
Lineage: Eukaryota; Oomycota; Saprolegniomycetes; Saprolegniales; Saprolegniaceae
Exons: 1
Coding region: 1-1935 (644 amino acids)
Molecular function (GO): protein binding
Source: RefSeq, a predicted model, not a curated record